CAUUGUACGCUGAGAGGGAUGGAUUAGUGAAGGUGGAUGCGGUGGAUUCUCUAAAAGAGAUCGCAGAAAGAGUGAACUGCCUUGGGGAGGCUGUACCUGAAUUCUAUUCUGAGCUGAGUUGAGAGCUUUACAUAAGUUGAAAUCUCCCUUGUUUUCUCAGACAAGCAAGCACGACGCAGUCACGCCAUGUCUUCUGAUUUGGAUGAGUUCCGGGAGCAUCUGCUAGUGAUAGAUGUGGAUGCUCAGACUCAGAUUGACAAGCCUUCCAAAUUUCAGAUUCGAAAUCUUAUCAAAGUCUCCGAUGCCGGAGUUCCAAUUCUCAGGGGCAUUGACUUGGACGUUCCCAACGGCGUGAUCCUCGGUGUCGUCGGACCUAGCGGUAGCGGCAAAUCGACGCUUCUCAGGGCCUUGAACCGCCUCUGGGAGCCUCCCUCCGGCACCGUCUUUCUCGAUCAUUCCGAUAUCUGCGAUCUCGAUGUUCUCUCCCUCCGCCGUAAGGUCGGCAUGCUCUUCCAGCUCCCUGCCCUCUUCGAAGGCACGGUGGCAGACAAUGUGAGGUAUGGACCACAACUCAGAGGAAAAAAGCUCACUGAUGAUGAGGUGCGCAAGUUGCUGACAAUAGCAGAUCUUGAUGCUUCUUUCAUGAACAAGAAGGGUUCUGAACUUUCUGUUGGCCAAGCUCAAAGAGUAGCACUUGCCAGGACCUUAGCUAACUCCCCUGAGGUUUUACUACUGGAUGAGCCAACCAGUGCGCUAGAUCCAAUAUCAACUGAGAACAUAGAGGAUGCUCUAAUGAAGCUGAACAAGAACAGUGGUAUGACAGUGAUAAUAGUCUCUCACAGCAUCAAACAGAUACAGAGGAUAGCUGACCUGGUGUGCCUGCUUGUUGAUGGUCAAAUUGUUGAAGUUCUGAAGCCUCAUCAACUGUCCCAAGCCAAGCAUCCCAUGGCCCAAAAAUUUCUUCAGCUAAGUUCCUAGAUACAACCAGCGAUGCCGGGGAUGAGUUUGGUGACAAGAAUAACCUCUAAUCAAAGCUUCUCAUCUAAGGCUUCAAUUCUUGCAUUCUAGCCUCUAAUCCACAGACAUUCAAGCUUGAAGCUCGUCGUUCUCGCUCUCCUGCUGAAGCCUAAAGCUCGCUGUUCUGAGGUUGUGCUCUUUCACAACACUAAUAGAGCUUAAAUAUACAAUUUCCUCAAUAGGGAAUAAGGACAACAUAUACUUUUUUACUUCUUCAAUCACAACUAACAUAUAAGCUACUAUAACUCUAUCCAUAAAAUAUGAAGAAUUAUAUAAAUUGUUAAGCUUGUAUACUUAUUUACUUCAUGUGUAUGAGAAUAUUAGUCUUUUUGAAGAAUGAUAAACAAUUAUUCCAAAA
Molecule: messenger RNA, 1375 nt
Organism: Prosopis cineraria
Lineage: Eukaryota; Viridiplantae; Streptophyta; Magnoliopsida; Fabales; Fabaceae
Product: ABC transporter I family member 17
Exons: 5
Coding region: 187-978 (263 amino acids)
Biological process (GO): phosphate ion transmembrane transport
Cellular component (GO): membrane
Molecular function (GO): ATP binding; phosphate transmembrane transporter activity; ATP hydrolysis activity
Source: RefSeq, a predicted model, not a curated record